Durotheca rogersii is the source of this 765-nucleotide messenger RNA. RefSeq lists its product as uncharacterized. Bases 103 to 666 code for a protein of 187 amino acids. Lineage: Eukaryota; Fungi; Ascomycota; Sordariomycetes; Xylariales; Xylariaceae. The transcript has a single exon. The record is from RefSeq and is a predicted model, not a curated record.
UUAUGAAAUGCAUCCCUACCUAAUCCCUCCAUCGACCUACCUACAUCUCCCCUCUCAUGUAGUACUCACACGCAUACAUCCUACGUAGUAUAUAACACAUAUAUGAGUAUGAGGAGAGAGAGCAUCAGGCACGUAUGCUGCAUGCCUGCGCCCCUUCGCCGCUCGGCUCUGAAUGCCCUUGGCACCAUGCCCUUGGCAGGGUCUCAUCCAAGACUCGCAUACAUGGGGCGCGGGAUUUCUCUGAGACAAGACACGCUCUCGUCCAGUCGUAAUCCGGCUAUCUUCUCACCCCCCUCCCCCCUCUCUUGUCUCUCUCUCUCUCUCCCUCUCUCCCUCUGCCUCGCUAUCUUCCCGCAUCUCGUGCUCCAACACGCAGAAGUGCAGUGCCCACGCGGCACACCGAAGUGGACUGGGGGGGAGGUGUGGCGUUGGAUACCCACGCCUCGCAUCUCGGCCGGUGAUGGCGAACGAUGGCCUCCCAUAUUAUAUAUUGCUUGCUUGCUUGGGCGUCCGACGCGCGUGCUUAUUCCUUGGCGAGACCCGGCGGUAUUCGUGCGUAGGCAAUAUGCGCAUGCAUGUCUGUCUCGUCUCGGGAAUGCAAACGCCGCCUCGCUCGUGUAUGAAGAAGAGCGAAGGGUUGAAAAGAGCCGAUGCGCGAGAGAGUAGUAGGGAAAAGGGUACCCCAAUCACCCACCACCUGCGUACUGGUGCAUAGCGACAUGCCUUGUACCCCAAAUACCUGAUCAGCGUGCAGAAGGGUGCCAU